Entrophospora candida is the source of this 603-nucleotide messenger RNA. The record is from the annotation of a GenBank genome assembly. Lineage: Eukaryota; Fungi; Glomeromycota; Glomeromycetes; Entrophosporales; Entrophosporaceae.
ACUCACGAUAACGGUGGUAUUCGAUUAACGUUUCCUCAAAAGGCUCGUCUUAGAAGUUUAACGUAUGCAACUAACAAUAAAUGUUUUUUACAUGAUGAAAGUCUAUGUUUACCAUAUGAUACAAUAUUCAACUUACUCUCAAUUAACUAUAUUCCAGUAAUAUUGAAAUCAGCAUUUUGUGUAUUACAUGAUUUAAAGGAUAAAAGUCUUUAUUCAUCGAAUGAAUGUCCUUAUUAUCAGAAAUACCAUGGAGGAGAUUCUAUAAAAACUGCAGGAAAAGGAGUAAAUAAUGGACACGAGAAAAAAAGCAUUCUUUUUGGUUAUAUAGUUCAUAGACUUUCACUUGAUGCUCUUGAUCGUGAUCAUUAUGCAUCGGGCCCAGAAAAUGAAUGUCACUUACACUGGCAAGAUUUAAAAUCGAUAGGAUAUAUUGAUGCAGAAAAAGAAGAGACACUAAUUAUUUACAUGACGUCUAACGAUUUAGCAGAAUCAAGGGAAGAUAAUAUGGUUAAUGAAGGGCCUGGAACUGCAAAUGCUAUGACAAAUGAUGUCUCUGGUAAUGUCAAGAGUAAAUUGCAUCAACAUAUACUCAUCCCAAUGUGA